AUGAAGCGCCAGCCGCGCAAGCUCAAGUGGACCAAGACGCACCGGGCGCUGCGGGGCAAGGAGAUGAUCGUCGACCAGAACCUGCUGCUGUCGCAGUUUGCAAAGAGGCGCAACGCCCCCGUCAAGUACGACCGGAACCUGGUCCAGGCGACCAUGCGGGCCAUGGAGAGGAUCGAGGAGAUCCGCGCGCGCAGGGAGCGCGUCUACACCCGGCGGAGGCUGAGCGGCAAGGCGCAGCGCGACGCGCGGCGCAGGCAGGACCUCAAGGUCGUCGCCCAGGGCGAGCACCUCAUCAAGAAGGAGUUGGCCGAUCUCGAGGUCGCGCGCGCCGAGAUGGAGCCCAUGGUCGAACAGGUCAAGAGGGAUUUGGAGACCAGCAGGGUCGUUGGGGAGGAACGUCUCAGACAGAAGAGGAAGAGGAAGAUGCUGGUCGGUGGUGGCACCGAGGAAGACAUGGAUCUGGAUUGA
This is a messenger RNA of Fonsecaea monophora, 468 nucleotides long. RefSeq lists its product as hypothetical. The transcript has a single exon. The record is from RefSeq and is a predicted model, not a curated record. Gene Ontology annotation, biological process: ribosomal large subunit biogenesis. NCBI's taxonomy places the organism in Eukaryota, Fungi, Ascomycota, Eurotiomycetes, Chaetothyriales, Herpotrichiellaceae. The coding region runs from base 1 to 468 and encodes 155 amino acids. Gene Ontology annotation, cellular component: nucleolus.